AUGAAGAAUCAGUUACGACGACUGAAGAAAGAGCCAGCAUUGUUGACAGAGUAUGAUUCUAUCAUCAGAGAACAGGUAGAGCGAGGGAUUGUAGAACAAGUAGCAGCAUUAGAGAAAGUUGAUAAAGUUCAUUAUUUACCACACCAGGCGGUCAUUCGCAAGGAUGCAGUGACCACAAAGGUUCGGGUUGUUUAUGAUACUUCCUCUGAGGAAUGUAAGUCAGGAAUAUCACUUAAUGACUGCUUGCAUGUUGGGCUAUCCCUCAAUCCAUUACCAUAUAGCAUAUUGAUACAGUUUAGAGAAAACAGGAUCGCUAGUUUAGUAGGCGAUAUUGAAAAGGCUUUUUUGAAUGUGGAGGUUGAUCACAGGGGGCAGAAAAGUACGAUUGUGUUUAUUUAAAAUACCUUGUCAUCAACCAAUAUAUCGCAUAGUUUCAUCCAGGUUUCAUCACGAUGAAAAUUAUGUUGAUUUUCGAUAAUAUCAUGUCUACUACUUCAUGUAAAUCAAACAUUGUAUUACCAUGACUGACCAUAGUAGCGUGGGCUCAUACUAGAACGAUUGACUUUGCUUACACGUACAAAUAAUAGAAAGGGAUGAAACCCCCGAUCGCGAAAUAUUUCGAAUGGAUAUAACUGGCGUGUUUCUGAGCCAAAACCUUUUAUUUUUUGUAUACAGUUUAGAUAUGAUACACUUAGCAUACCUGUACAAGGAAAUUUUUAGAAACGGUUAUUAUACCGAAAUUUUUGGGACAACAAUUUUGGCUUAUUUUGUUUCAACGUGCACCGCAACAGGUGGUGACGGAAGUGACGUAGUUACGCACUUGAAAGAUAUUGCGCAUGACGAAAACUAUUUUUUCAACUGAUUUAUAUUAUUAAUCAUAUAUAUUAAAUAUAUGACAAGGUCAUACAGUAUUUUUAUGAUUAGUAUACAGUUUCAAAAUAACGCUCAUAUAAAUAUGCUCAUAUAAAUUGUCACUCAUUGAAUUGUCGCUGAAUUGAAUUCUCCUUGAAUUGAAUUGUCACUUAUUGAAAGAAUUGUCACUUAUUUGAUAAUUCAUACAAAGCCUACGAAAUACAAGCCAAAAUGCACCGGUAUUUAUACUACAAAGUCUAUAUUAACCGAAUUAACGAAACCGUUUCAGAGUUUAUUUAAAUUUACUGCCAUUUUUUUCGCCCCAUAAGUGCAUGUAUAGUUUAUUUUUGAAUUUAAAUAGUCUAUUGAUAUAUCUUAAGUCUGCACACACGGCGAAGACGAGUUUAAAUCGUGACCGGUUUUGUAAAGACUGCCGUUUGGAUUUACACAGUCAUAUUAAACAAAAUUCAAAGUCGUGGAUAUAUUCACGUACGGUUGAUCGAUUCAAGAACAAUUGUUUUAAAUUAUUGAAAAGCUUUAUACCAUCUAGAUACAAGAGCGUGUGUUGCUUUUGAAUCGAGUUAUUCGCAUUUCUUUUAGUUGACAAAACGUUCCAUAUUAAUAUUUGACUAAUUUGAGUUUGAAUUUCGCAAUAUUUUUUAAAAUUUGUUAUUGUCAUUCAAAUUAUUAACCGUUAAUUCGAUUAAAAGGUCAUGGAAGAUGAUAGGUCAAUUUUCCUUCAACUUCCGUUCUACUUCCGGUUACAAUGUCGAAUUUACUUCCGUCACCAGCUGUUGCGGUGCACAUUGAACGAAAGAUUUUCGGCGUUUCAUCCCUUUCUUAUUUAUGUACGGGUUACACCCUCGGAAUCCUUUCGUAAGAUGUUCGGAAAUAGUCGUUGCAAUGCAAUAUGUUUGAAUUACAUGAAGUAGAAGGCAUGAUAUUAUCGAAAAAAUAAAAAUCAGCUAAUUUUGAUCCUUUUAUGACUAUGUCUGCGGAUUGUUGUGAUAUAAAUAUGGGAUAUUCGUUGAUGACAAGGUAUUUAUAAAACACAAUCGUACUUUUCUGCCCCCUGUGGGUUGAUGAGGCAGAUCGAAAUUGUUUGAGGUUUUUGUGGGUAAAGGAUAUUGACAGUGAUAAGUGGGAAACAGUUGUUUAUAGAUUUUGUAGAGUAAUAUUUGGAUUGAAUGCAUCUCCGUUCUUACUCAAUGCAACAUUAAGGCAUCAUGUCUCAAAGUAUCUUGA
Paramuricea clavata is the source of this 2097-nucleotide messenger RNA. The record is from the annotation of a GenBank genome assembly. NCBI's taxonomy places the organism in Eukaryota, Metazoa, Cnidaria, Anthozoa, Malacalcyonacea, Plexauridae.